GCGGUUCGCCGGGCGGCGGGAGGAGGAGGAGGACCAGGAGUAGGAAGUGGUUAGUAGCCACGAGGUUCGAUCCGGAGAUGAGGCUGCUGCGACUAUUGCACUUGAGUUGGCUCCAGGCGAUCCUCGGGUCCGCAGAAGUUGCGCUCUGGGGUUUGAAGUCAAUAAAAGGAAGCUGCAACAAUUUUUGUACUGCUGUUUGUAAAGAUGUCACUUAUAUGGAACUUAAAAACCUCUUGAAGUCCAAAAAAAUUAUGUUGAUUGAUGUUAGAGAACCAUGGGAAAUUCUUGAGUAUGGAAAAAUCCCCGGGUCUGUCAAUAUACCAUUGGAUAACGUAGAUGAAGCUCUACAGAUGAACCCAAAAGACUUCAAAGAGAAGUACAAUGAAGUAAAGCCAUCCAAAUCUGACAGUCUAGUGUUUUCUUGUUUAGCUGGAGUGAGAAGCAAGAAGGCUAUGGACACAGCAAUAUCUCUGGGCUUUAACAGUGCUCAACACUAUGCUGGAGGAUGGAAGGAAUGGGCAACCUAUGAAUUUUCGGAGAAGAAACAAGGAAAUUGAAUUUUGGAAUACAAGCUGGCCCUUUCCUUGUGUACGUGCAGCCUAUGAUAGUGGAAUAAGCGAAAGAAUCAAAAUGUAGCCCUGGGACCACUGGUUAAUGGGAAGGGGAUUUUGUGUAAGUCAACUAUUUGUUGAAUCUUUUUCUCACCUAUAAAUUGGGAAUACCACUUCCCCCUGCCUAUUUCCAAAGGCUAAUGAGGCUUGCUGUAAUGUAUGUGACUUGCCAUGGAAACAUAAGGGUUGGGAUUCUAAAAAUUAAUUUUUAAAUAGUUUAGUAUAGUUCAAUAGUAUUCCAAAAGACCUGGUUACUUGUAUUACCUAAUCAUAAUGUGUGACCACUUCUGUUAAUAUAGUGUCUAUACUCUUCAAAGAGGCUAUGAACUAGACCAGUCAAUUAAGACUUAACCUUAAAACACCAAGAAUCUGGGGUGCAGAAAAGUAGGUGAAAUAUGAACAAUGAAAAUACAACAUUAGCAAUAUCCAAAGACUUAUGGCACUGUGACCAGCGUGGUAGUGAUAUAAUUUGCAGUUUAAAAAAGUAAUAUGAUCUAUGGGGAAAGUAAUCAGAACAGUGGUUGCUUCUGUUGAAGGAAGGAAAUUAACAGGAAAAUCAAGGAGGAAACUGUCUAGGGUGGUGGAAGUGCUCUAUAUCUUGAUUGAGGUGUUGGUACUUAGGUAUAUACAUUUACCAAAACUCACUGAACAUUUUAAAACUAUACAUUAUCUGUAAUUACAUCUCAAUUAAAAAUAAUGAAAAUAGAAAAAAAGUUUAAAUGGAAAUGACUCCCACUAGCAUAUUUCUUUGGAAUGUUAAGUCCUACACUUGUUAGUACACUAGUGCACUGGUGAGUGGUAAAACCAAUUUGUGCUUUCUUCCAUCCAUGUCUCUUCGGACCCAUCUGUUUUUACUCUCUUUUAUAUAGUCAUUCAGAACAUGUAAGGCCUGGCAAGUAAACUAUAAGGACUUGGUUUUGUCCUAAAUGACUUAUUAAGCCAUUGGAGAAUCUGUGGUAGGUAUGUGAUAUUAUCACCUUGAACUUCUAUUUCUGAUAUGUCAGUCUAGUUUCUAGCAAACUCCCUACAAGAACUAGAAAAGCUGGAAAAUACACAUAAUACAGACACAGACACAGACACACACACACACACAGACACACACACACACACACACACACACACACACACACUCAAUGUUGGUUCAUCCUCUACAGCUUUCCUUCUCCCAGGAUCGUGACUCUUCAAAUCCUCGCUGCCUUCGUAAUUCUUUGAUGCCUUUAAACAAAUUUUACUUAUAUAUUUAUAUAAACAAAUGUUACUAGGGCAUAUAUAUUAAGGAAGUGAGGAUCCGAAGAGCCACAAGCUCACAGAGAAGAAAAGCUAUAGAGAGUGAACCACCACUGAAGUACUGGGCCCAACCAGGAACAGGUAAAUACACCAGGGUAUAGAGUCUGGGGAAACACACCAGGCUUUUCCAGAAAGACAAAAAAGAUUCUAAAAGAAAGGAAAUACUAAAGAACACAACAUUAUCUAUGUAUAUGUAAUAUAUACUGAAUAUGAGUUUAACAAAAAUUAUGCAAUUAAAUUGGGAGGAUGAUGGGAGUAUAAGUCCCAGGAUAGAACAAGUUUGGGGGUGGGGAGGGGGUGGGAGCUGGAAGUGGAGAACAGGAGGUGUGUGAGAAGGUAAAAUCUUCAUCUUCCAGAGUAGGAAGUUAAGAGAUAAUAUUUACAAGUGAAAACAAAAAAAAAAGCAAAAGCAAAAAAAGGGAAACUGCAGGGUAAACAGAGGAGGAGUAUAGUAAAGUGUUUAAGAGCCUGGGACCUGCAGCCCAGAUGCCCAGGUUUUAAUAAGAUAUUAAUCCAAGCUUUUGUCACUUACUUGUGACUGGGUAAGUUACUUAACCUUCUGUUCCUGAGUUUCCUCAUCUCUGAAAUGAUUGUUCUGAGAAUUAAAUGACUUCAUAAUGUAGAGAGCUUGGAAUAUACUUGUCACAUAAUAAGUGCUCAAUAAAUGCUAUAGUUAUAAGCUUGUUACUUGGAAGUGUGUAAGUAACACAACAGCAGAGAAAUGACUAAAAGUUGCUCUGGGGAGCAGGAAUAAGAAGCAGGGAAAAUGGGACUGGGACCUAACAUCUUCCUUAUGUCUUAUAGCAACACUGUCCAAAAGAAUUAUGAUGCAAGCCAUUAUGUGAUUUUUAGGUUUCUUAUACUUAAGUAAAAUAGGUGAAAUUAAUUUUAAUAGUGUUUUAUUUAGUCCUAUAUAUCUAAAAAAUCAUCAUUUAAAACAUGUAAUCAAUAUAAACAAAUUAGAUAUUUUACAUUCUUUUGUUUUGUACCAAGUAUUGAAAUCCAAUGUGUGUUUUUACAUUUAUAGCACAUUUCAAUUCAGACUAGCCACAUUUUUAGUGUUCAGUAGCCACGGGUGGCUAGUGGCCAUCUCAUUGUCAGUGCAGCCUAUGAUAAUAUUUGAUGUUUAGAAAGAACACACAUCAUCAAUGGCUACUAAAUCAAAGAAAGAGACAACCAGCCAUUAUAUGCCUCCUGAUACGAGAUACUUUAUACAGUAGUCUAUAAUGGAAAAAAAAAAUUGAGCCUGAACCUGAUCAAGCUUUUGCAUUCAAUUACCAAUUAAUAGAAAUACAGAGAAGAAAAGAACAUGUUAAGUAGCACCUUAAGGAUACACUCAGCAAAAUACAUAUGGUGGGAAAUUCUUAGUGGACAAGCAAACCAAAAUGGGGAAUUUUUAAAAUGAAAUAAAGGAGAAAUCCAUGAAUUUUAAAAGAUUUAAAGGAUUUAUCAAUGAAUUGCAUGUGUGGUCUUUAUCUAGAUCCUAAGUAGAAUUAUUUAAUAAUAUUUAUGAUAUUAAUGAGAUAACUGAAAAUGUAAACACUGGAUAUUUGGUAUUACAAAAUUAUUUUGACUAACUCUUUUGGGUACAGUAAGACUUCUUUGGGGUUUUUUGCGGGUUUUGGUUUUGUUUCGUUUUUUAAAGAGCCAUUAUCUCUUAGGAUUACACACUGAAAUAAUUAUGGACAAAAUGAUAUCUUGUAUUUGCUUCAAAAUAAUAUGCAUGUUGGAGGAAGUGGUGGGAGUUUAGAUGAAAUGAAAUUGGCCAUGUGGCAAUAAUUAUUAAAGUUGAGUGAUAGGUAUAUGGAGGUUCAUUACAAUAUUUUAUCUACUCUUGUAUAUGUUGUGUUAAAUUUUCUACUUAAAUAAAAGGUUGAAAAUAAAACUACUAGGCAUAUGUAUUUUCAAAAUAAAAAUUUUUUAGAAAUAUAGGUAAGCUUAAAGGAAAAAUUAGGGUUAAGUCAAUGAUUAUAAUAUAUAAUCACUCUGCCCUUCCAACCCAAGCCCAAUCUUAAUUCCUUCAGACCUGAGGAGAGCUUUUUUUUCUUAUUUCAUAAGCCUAGGAGACCUACUUCUGUCAUCGGUACUGACUUUAUAAUCUCUCUUUCCAGCUUAUGUGAUACUAUCCACAAGGAAGCAGAACUCUAAAAGUCUGGUUAUAAACCAUUUGAAAUUAAUUACCCACUUGAUAAACUAUGAAGGCUUUAAUACUUAUCCAAAGGAAGAAAGAAUCAGAAGACAACAUAAGACAGAUUCAAAAAGAUUAAUUCAAGACAUUAGUCAAUAUAGCUGGAGAAUUUACUUUUAUUCUUGCAGUUUUAUACUAGGAAGUCAACAUUUAAUAAUCCAUUGUUCACAACUGAUUUAUAAAAAAUUUUAAUCCUUAAAUUGUACAUCAAUAUCCUAUGAUUCCAAAUCUUAUUUAUCACUCUCCUUCAAGUCUGAAGAAAAUGAUCACAUAAUUUAUUAACUUCCACAGACAGCACAGUCCCACUGAUAUAACAUUUAGUCUGAAGUCCUACACUCAUAUGAGAAUUAAGAAUAGCCAGUAUCAAACUGGUCUGCAACCUGAUUGUGUUCCUGGCUCAGGAUACCUGUAGUAAAUUUGUAAGUCCACACUAAGACACAAAAAUAAACUAGGGUGUGUAUGUCAUAUAAAAAACUUUUCACAGUAGAGUAAAAAUAACAUUAAAAUGUUACCAAAUUUCAAUCAUAUUACGGUGUUUUAUCCAAUUAGCUUUCAAAAUGCCUGAUUAACUGAAUUAAAUGCAAAUAACUGUAUAGGAUUUUUUUUAUGUUUGCCCAGCAUUUCAAAAUGGUUAUGGAAUAUAACUUUUAAAAUGUCAAAAUAUGCUAUACAUAUUGCACUUUUCUGCUAGGCUGGGCGAGUAUCCUCCAUGGCAAGAUACCAAAACUAUUGAAUAAAAUACGCUUUAAAAAUCAA
Messenger RNA from Mesoplodon densirostris (Blainville's beaked whale), 4842 nucleotides. RefSeq names its product thiosulfate sulfurtransferase like domain containing 3 (gene TSTD3). The coding region runs from base 78 to 557 and encodes 159 amino acids. The record is from RefSeq and is a predicted model, not a curated record. Gene Ontology annotation, molecular function: thiosulfate-cyanide sulfurtransferase activity. Gene Ontology annotation, cellular component: mitochondrion. The transcript has 4 exons. NCBI's taxonomy places the organism in Eukaryota, Metazoa, Chordata, Mammalia, Artiodactyla, Ziphiidae.